Nycticebus coucang (slow loris) is the source of this 1239-nucleotide messenger RNA. RefSeq names its product melanoma-associated antigen 8-like. Gene Ontology annotation, cellular component: nucleus. Gene Ontology annotation, biological process: negative regulation of transcription by RNA polymerase II. NCBI's taxonomy places the organism in Eukaryota, Metazoa, Chordata, Mammalia, Primates, Lorisidae. The record is from RefSeq and is a predicted model, not a curated record. The coding region runs from base 226 to 1239 and encodes 337 amino acids. The transcript has 3 exons.
CUGAUUUACUUUUAUUUUGAAUGCUUUCUCAUUACUUUUGCCCUGCUGAGGCUUGAGCUUGCUGGACUUUCUGAUCUCCAUUCUGCCUGCUCUUGCUGCCUUCACUUUCCAGGAAGGCAAAGCCUUGGUCUGAGGGGGCUGCACCCAGCUGAGCAGAGAGAGGAUCCCAGGCCCUGCCAGGACUCAAGGCCAAGCUCCUGCCUGCUGUCCCUAAGCAGAGUCAUCAUGCCUCGCCACCGCCACCACCAUCCCAGGAAUCAUCGCCGCAGACGUGAACAUCGGGCCCAAGGAGAGGUGCAGGCCCCAGAGGAUGCACAGGGUCCCAGUGCUCAGGAGGAGGAAGCGGCUGCCUCCUCCUCUGCUGUGGUCCCGGGCACCCUGGAGGAGGUGCCAGCUGGUGCCACAGCGAGUCCUCCCCAGAGUCCUGAAAGAGCCUCCUCCUCCCACACUGGCCUGGCCCCCACUCUUGAGCGCCAGUCCAGUGACGGCUCCAGCAGCCAGGGAGCAGAGGGGCCAAGCACCUUGCUGGAGCUGGCAAACCACGAAUCCUUGCUGCAAGAUGCCAUAGAAGAUAAGAUAUCUGAUUUGAUUCAUCUCCUGCUGUUCAAGUAUCGAAUGAAGGAGCCCAUCACCAAAGAAGAAAUGCUGAAUAGUGUCAUCCAAGAUUACAGAGAUCAUUUCUCUGAGAUCUUCAGGGAAGCCUCCGAUUGCUUGCAGCUGAUCUUUGGCGUUGACGUGAAGGAAGUGGAGCCUGCCAGCCACUGCUACGUCCUCGUCACCUCCGUGGGCCUCACCUACCACGAGGAGCUGAAUGAUGAGUACAGCCUGCCCAAGGUUGGCCUCCUGAUAAUGAUCCUGGGUUUGAUCUUCAUGGAAAACAACUGCGCCCCAGAGGAGGUCAUCUGGGAUGCUCUGCGUGUGAUUGGGGUGGAGCCUGAGAGGGAGCAUUACAUCUAUGAGGAGCCCCGGAAGCUCAUCACCCACAACUGGGUGCAGGAAGGUUACCUAGUAUACCAGCAGGUGCCCCAGAGUGAUCCUGUGCGCUAUGAGUUCCUGUGGGGUCCGAGGGCCCUUGCUGAAACCACCAAGAUGAAAGUCUUGGAGUAUGUGGCUAAGAUCAAUGGGACCAAUUGCAGGUCCUUCCCACGCCUGUAUGAAGAGGCUCUGAGAGAUGAGGAAGUGGGAGAGGGUGCAGGAGUUGCUGCCGGGGGUGAAGGGUGGGCCAGGGCCAGUGAGUAA